GCGAGCAACUAUCACUUCCCCACCCCUCUUCUCCUUCCUCUCCGAACCUCACUCGUCUGCGUUUUCAAUUCGUCUCCAUAAUUUCUUCCUCUUCUCUCACUGUCGCAGUCGCAGAUUUGAUUUCUUUAGAUUCUCCAUCCCUCUUCUGCGGAACAAUCUGGGGGUGUAGUUAGCAAGAGGCUGCUGGCUUUGGGAUAUACACCAUGCUAGGUUCAUUGCCCAUACUACCUCUCCCGGCUCCUCCGCUCGAUGGAAAUCUCGGUCCUCUUCCCGAUUCUCAGGUUACCGAGGAGAGGAGGGAUGAGAGGCCCUCUGAUGAGGAGCAGAGAGCUUCUGCUCCGCCGCCCGCGACUGUCGCGACACACACUAGAACCAUUGGGAUAAUUCAUCCCCCUCCGGAUAUCAGGACUAUUGUAGAUAAAACCUCGCAGUUCGUGGCUAAAAAUGGUCCCGAAUUCGAGAAGAGGAUUAUUGCGAAUAACACAGGGAAUGCCAAGUUUAAUUUCCUGAACGCGUCGGAUCCUUAUCACGCGUACUACCAGCAUCGCUUGGCUGAAUUUCGUUCCCAGAAUCAGUCUUCUGCACAGGAGUCUGGAGACGACUCGGUCGUUCCUGAAUCAACCCCGUCUGCACCAGCCCCUGAUGGUAAUGGUGUUGUGGAAGCAGCGGAGAAGCCGGAUAUUUCUGCCCAGUUUAGACCGGUGAGGAAAGUGCUUGAGCCACCUGAGGCUGAGCAGUACACGGUUAGGCUUCCUGAAGGAAUAACAGGGGAAGAGCUGGACAUUAUAAAGCUUACAGCACAGUUUGUGGCUCGAAAUGGGAAAUCAUUUUUGACAGGAUUGACUAGUAGGGAAGUUAAUAAUGCCCAAUUCCAUUUCUUGAAACCAACUCACAGCAUGUUUACAUUUUUUACUUCGCUUGCGGAUGCGUAUUCAAAGGUUUUGAUGCCUCAGAAGGGUUUGACAGAGAAGCUUAGGAAGAGUGUCCCUGACAUGACUACUAUCCUUGAAAGGUGUGUAAACAGGCUGGAAUGGGAGCGUUCACAGGAGCAAGCUAGGCAAAAGGCUGAGGAUGAGAUCGAGCAGGAAAGAAUACAAAUGGCUAUGAUUGAUUGGCAUGAUUUUGUGGUGGUUGAAACAAUAGAUUUUGCUGACGAUGAGGAUGAAGAAUUACCGGCUCCAAUGACCCUUGAGGAGGUGAUAAGGAGAAGCAAGGUGUCGUCAGCCAUGGAUGAAGAUUUUGUUGAGCCUGGAAAGGACAUGGAAAUUGAUAUGGAUGAGGAAGAGACCCGGCUUGUUGAAGAGGGCAUGAGAGCUGCUAGUUUGGAAGACAAUGGUGAUGGGAAGAAGAACGAAAUUAAGGUUACUGAAGACCCUGAACCACCAAUGAGGAUUGUGAAGAACUGGAAGAGACCAGAGGACAGAGUUCCCGCAGAAAGAGAUCCAACCAAGUUUGUUGUUUCUCCUAUCACUGGUGAGCUGAUUCCUAUUAGUGAAAUGUCAGAACAUAUACGAAUUUCUCUCAUUGAUCCUAAAUACAAAGAACAAAAAGAAAGGAUGUUUGCCAAAAUUCGAGAAACAACUCUGGCUCAGGAUGAUGAAAUCUCAAGAAACAUUGUUGGACUAGCAAGGACUCGUCCUGAUAUCUUUGGUACUACGGAGGAAGAGGUUUCCAAUGCUGUCAAGGCAGAAAUUGAGAAGAAAAAUGAUGAGCAACCUAAGCAGGUUAUAUGGGAUGGUCACACGGGAAGUAUUGGCCGUACUGCAAACCAAGCCAUGUCACAGAGUAUUGGGAGUGAGGAUCAAAAUGAGGCCAGGAACCUUCCUGGUCCUGCUGCACCUCCUCCAAGACCUGGUAUGCCUUCAAUUCGUCCUCUUCCACCACCACCUGGACUAGCAUUGAAUCUUCCUCGUGUUCCUCCCAACUUUCAGUAUUCUGCUCAGCAUAGUGCCGGCCUUCCAAUGCCUCCUCCAAGACCACCAGUCAUUCCCAUGAUUCCAUCUGUCCGGCCUGCUCCCCCUCCUCCAAUGCAAAUGACGUCUGGACAGCAGUCUGUUAUGGCUGGUCAACAACCUCCAAUGGCUCCAUCAAUUUCUAUGAAUGGCCAACCAAUGCACAUACCUCCACCACCUGGAUCUCAGUUCACUCCUGUUCCGAGGCCUUAUAAUCCUAUGUCUCAUCCACCACCAAUGAUGCCUAUGAAUAUGAUGCAUCCACCUCCCAUGCCUCAAGGAAUGCCACCACCACCGCCUGAGGAAGCUCCUCCCCCACUUCCAGAGGAACCAGAACCAAAGAAGCAAAAGCUUGAUGAUUCUUCUCUGAUCCCAGAAGAUCAAUUUCUGGCCCAACAUCCCGGACCUGUUCGCAUCAGUAUAUCUGUUCCUAAUGUUGAUGAAGGAAAUCUCAAAGGACAAGUUCUGGAAAUAACUGUGCAAUCGCUGACUGAAACUGUUGCCAGUCUGAAGGAAAAAAUUGCCGGGGAAAUCCAGCUCCCUGCUAACAAGCAGAAAUUGAGUGGAAAGCCAGGCUUUUUUAAGGAUAAUUUGUCACUUGCUCAUUACAACGUCAGUGGAGGAGAGACACUUGCCCUGUCCUUAAGAGAGCGUGGUGGUAGAAAGAGAUGAGCAUAUUACUUGCAUUGCCAUUCAAGAAGAUUUUGGCACACCUUGGCGCAUGUCUCCUGAGGGGAAUGGGAAGUAGUGGAGUUCCUUUACCUAAUCUGAUCCAGUCAAACAUUUACGUCACUGAUUAUUGUUCUCUCUUGCUAAGUUACUUAUUUGUUUUUUAAUUGAAUCUCCUUUGCUGUCAGGGAGGAAUCAUUUACUUUUUCUGACUUUUUCUUAGUGUUUAGCUUUUGUCUUAUAUUGGGUAUGUUCUUACAAGUGGUCGUUUCAAUUGCCGGCAUAUGCACCUUUAACUGGUGUAUCUUGUUUGGGUUUUGGUCAUGAGACGUUGUUUUAGUUUGUUGUUAUCCUUAACCUAGACAAGUAGUUGUUGGGAUGCUUAUUGUAUUUUGAUUAUGCUGUUUUAUCAUAACAGAAUUUCUACUUGGACUUGUGGGAA
This is a messenger RNA of Lotus japonicus, 3063 nucleotides long. RefSeq names its product probable splicing factor 3A subunit 1. NCBI's taxonomy places the organism in Eukaryota, Viridiplantae, Streptophyta, Magnoliopsida, Fabales, Fabaceae. Gene Ontology annotation, molecular function: protein binding; RNA binding. Gene Ontology annotation, biological process: mRNA cis splicing, via spliceosome; regulation of alternative mRNA splicing, via spliceosome. The transcript has 4 exons. The record is from RefSeq and is a predicted model, not a curated record. Gene Ontology annotation, cellular component: catalytic step 2 spliceosome; U2 snRNP; U2-type prespliceosome. Bases 204 to 2624 code for a protein of 806 amino acids.